Miniopterus natalensis is the source of this 8232-nucleotide messenger RNA. The record is from RefSeq and is a predicted model, not a curated record. NCBI's taxonomy places the organism in Eukaryota, Metazoa, Chordata, Mammalia, Chiroptera, Miniopteridae.
AUGGGGCCGGCCGGGCGCCAGCUGGGAGCCCUGCUCUGGAAGGACUGGCUGUGCCGACGCAGGCACCCGGUCCUUUCCCUCGCUGAAUUCUUGUGGCCAUGUAUCCUGUUCACGAUUCUGAUAGUCCUUCGUGUUCAAGAACCUCCCAGACAUAGGGACAACUGUUACUUGCAGCCCCGGGACCUGCCCAGCGGGGGCGUUUUCCCCUUCAUCCAAGGCCUUCUCUGCAACACCGGGGCCAGGUGCCGGAACACAAGCUACGUGGGGCCCAAGGAGCACCACUUCCAUUCUUCUAGGUUCCAAGCCACCGCCGCCCAUCACAAGAUCGAGGACGUGGGCUUCUUACAAGAGAUGCAGGACCUGGCCGAUGAGAUUUGUGAGACGAUGGACAAGGCAACUCACCUGAAAAAACUUUGGGUGGAAACACCCGAGGCUCCAGAGCUGAAACAGGCACCCGGCGGACGCGUUCUGGCUGCCGGCGGAACUAACGUGUCCGAAAUCUUCUUUAUCGUAGGCUCUCCUCAGGGCUCCGGUUUCUUGUCGGCAGACCUCAGCACGACCGAGGAGGUGAUUUCGACGUUGGAAAGCCUCCACCGCCAGCCCCGGGUCUGGGACUUUCUACUCUCACUGCCCAGGCUCCACGCAAACGGCGCCGGCGCGGAGGAGGGCCCCCGGGGUGCAGAGCGCCUCCUCCAGGCAGCCCUCAAGGUCUUCAGCUCCCCGAGGGGCCGUCCAGCGGCGGGGGGAACAUCGCAGGCCCUCGAGGACGGGCCAGCGGACUUUCUCCUGUUCUCCGUGGACUUUCUGGGGAAGCUGUUGCUGCCUGACCCUCUCCGCUCCCCCGGCGACCCCACGGAGACCGUUCUGAACGCGGGUCGUUCGGGGGACCACCGCUCGAGGGCUUUAGAGAGGGAGCCGCCCGGCGCUGACCCUCAGGGGCUUCGGGAACUUGGCAGAGAGACAACCGAACACACGCAGACCCUCCGGGAGGAGGCGUCGGGCGCUAUUUCGAGAUUUGCAGACACGGCGCUUUCUGCGGUCAGCCCCCGGCUCCUGGCGGUGCGGGCCGGCGGCAUUUCCAAAGGGGAGCGCGCGCCCCCGGAGCCCCCGCCUGCGCCUGCAAAUCCGUCUCUCCUGCGCAAUGAGAGGAGCCUGGGGGAGACCUGGAGCUCCUCCCGGGUGUUCCGCCCGGAUCGGCCCGAGUCCCCGGCUGUGACGACGGGCUUUGUCCAUCUGAGCGAAGCUGUAAUCCGGGGCCUCUGUGACCUGGGGCUUCUGCGGCCGGAGCAGGCCUCGGGCGCCCUGGGCGCGGUCGCCGCCGUGAGGAACGCCUCCGGCCUUUUCUCAGCCCUCCCUGGACCCCAAAGGCAAGACUUUGAUGACAUUUUGACCGACAUAUAUCGAAAUGUCUUUAAAGGCCGAGAUCCGGCUUUUCUUCUGCAGGUUUGUUCUUCCUAUUACCAGUCCGUCGGCGGAUCCUCGGGCACCCCGAGCGGCGGUUCUCUGCUGUCUUUCGUCGCUCACAUCUCGCAGCACGUCCUGGAGAUCGCGACGCAGUUUAACGCUCAAAACACCAGCAGAGCAUUUGCGUUUUUACACGAGACCGCGGAGCUCCUCGCGGGGCUUCCUGAGGCGUCUCACUGCCAACAGCUGCUCCCCGUUUUCAGCUUCGUGGAGCUUCAGGCCGGGUCCCCGGUGUCCUCGGAGGGCCCAGGGUUGGACGCGGUCCCCGCUGCCCUGACCGGCCUCAAGCACCUGCUCCGCGUGGACAGAGGUGUCCGCAGGUCAUUGUUUCAGCACCUGAACCGGCUCCUCAACAGCUCGGCGGGAGUGCCCGUGGGUGACGGGUCCCUCGCUUGGGGUGAUAACGGCUCCUCUCCUGUGAAUUGCUCAGUAGGUGGGGGGCCCCCGAUUACUCCCCCGUGGGCGCAGAUUCUUUCAAACCUCUCUGCGGACGGCGGCGUGUCCAGCGGUCGGAGGGCCCUUCACUGCUCCAUUUCGUGGCUUCGGGCGUGGACGGAAAUCUGGGCAAGCGUGGCCCAGGCGCUGGAGCUGGACACGGACGUCUUCACGCCCCUUCGCGCGGGCCUCACCCAGCUUCUGCGUGACCUGGGGAUGGAGGCGGGAAUCCCCCGGAGCUGCCCGCGGGCCCUCGCUGAAGGUAUCGCCGCCUUCAUGGGGCGAAUCAACAGCGUCUCCGGAGAAGGCGAUUCUCAAGCCGACCUCCUGGCUCGGCCGGAAGCUUCUGAGGACGGGGCAUCUCUUCCUCUGAAAGUCCUGCCUGACUCGACUACGACCUUUCUUAGCAGUUCCACAGUAACUGCGGACGUGAAAGUAAAAGACCUGAUGCGGAACAUCACCGCGUUGACCGAGGAGCUCCGAUCUCUCCACAUCUCAGAUGGAACGGUCAACAGCAUUCUGGAAGCAAAUAUUUCCCGCUCACAGGUCCUGUCCGGGGCCCUGACUGUGGCCUUGUCGGGGAGAUGCGAUCAGGAGGUGCUCCGUCUCCUGCUGGCCUUUCCCGAGGAUGGGACGUCUCGCUUUGCCGCGAGGGAGCUGUGCGGCCUGCCCCGGGCCACGGUGUACUCUCUGCUGGUGUCGAUGAGCCGGAACCUGGACCUGCGCAGCUUCAUCUACAAGGUUCUGAUACCGGCAGAAGCCAGAGGCAUGCUCGGCUCCCUGUCGGCCGUGGUCUCCCGGCUCAGCCACCUGCUCCCCAAGGCCAGCCGCGUCCUGGACCACCUUCCCGAGACCCUCCACGCGCUGAACGCCACGGCCUGGCUGGACGCGCCCGACUCUCCACAGGCUCCACACGGUGACCAGGCCAGGAGUUCAGCCUUUGGCUCCUUCCAGUCGGUGAUGAAGAUGGUCUGUAAGGAGCAGGAGUCUUUCCUCAGCAGCUCGCACAUGCUCCUCGACUUGCCCAGAGUUCACGAGCUCGUGGGAGACGACAAAGAGAAAUUCAACAUUCCUGAAGGCUCAACUCCGUUUUGCUUGAAGCUUUAUCAGGAAAUUCUACAGUCUCCAAACGGUGCCUUGGUGUGGUCCUUCCUAAAACCGAUAAUACACGGGAAAAUACUGUACACGCCGAACACCCCGGAGAUGAACAAGGUCAUUCAAAAGGCGAAUCACACGUUUGUGUUUGUGGACAAGCUAAGGACACUAUCAGAAACGUUGCUGAAAGUAGCCGGCAGCUUCCAGAGUGGUGGGAGUGGCCAGAUGCUCGAGUGGCUGCAGAAAGUCCUGGAAAGCGCAUUUAUCAGGCGCUUUGUGGAAAACCAGCUACACAUCGACGUGGACACACUGAUGGAGAAGCUGCAGACGUUCACAGGGAGCCUGGGCCGGAUGCUGAGCCCCACCGGCACCGCCCGCCUCCUCUCCCUGGGCCGGGCCGUGGUCAACCUCUCCUCCUGCGUGGAGCUGAACCGCUUCCAGGGGCUGGAGUCUGUCGCCGCCCUGGAGGCCGCCGCGCUCAAGCUCAGGCAGGAGAACAGUUUGCUGGCCAGCGUCAUCUUCAACAUCUCCUCCGCGGGCAGGGGCUCGGGAGCGGACGGGCCCCCACUCCCGCCCCGCGUGGCCUACACGCUCCGCACCAGCGUCCUGCACAGCCUGCGCACCGACCGGGCGAGGAGCCCGCUGUGGAAGUUCCAUCCCCAGAGCCUGCCGGCCGAGGGCUUCAAGUACAACUACGUGUUCGCGCCGCUGCAGGACCUGAUCGAGCGAGCCCUCCUCCUGGCGCAGGCCGGGCGGGAGGCCGCGGGGCCGGCCACGCAGGCGCAGGCCAUCCCCUACCCCUGUCACCACAGCGACCUGUUCCUGAACAACGUGGGCUUCUUCCUCCCCCUGGUAAUGGUGCUGGCCUGGAUGGUGUCCGUGGCCAGUAUGGUCCGGAAGCUGGUCUACGAGCGGGAGAUCCAGAUGGAGGAGCACCUGAGGAUGAUGGGGGCGCCCCCGGCCGCCAGCGUCCUGGCCUGGCUCCUGGGGAACGUGGCCGUGAUGACCCUCAGCAGCGCCGCCCUGGCGGCCGUCCUGAAAGCCAGCGGCAUCUUUGCGCACAGCGACGCCCGCCUGGUGUUCCUCUUCCUGCUGGACUUCGGGGUGUCGGCGGUGACGCUGAGCUACCUGCUGAGCGCGCUCUUCGGCCGGGCGGCCGCCGCGGGCCUCUGCUCCAGCCUGCUCUACCUGCUCAGCUUCCUGCCCUAUGUCGUCUUGCUGGUUCUGCACAGCCAGCUCAGCCCCGCCGCCCAGACCCUCCUGUGCCUCUUCUCCACGACCGCCUUCGGACAGGGAGUGUUUUUCAUCACAUUCCUCGAAGGGCAGGAGGCAGGCGUCCAGUGGGGCAACCUGGACCAGCCCCCGGAGCAGGGGGGCAUGGCGUUCGGCUGGGUCUGCUGGAUGAUCCUGGUCGACUCGGGCCUUUAUUUUCUGGGUGGCUGGUACCUGAGCAACCUGAUUCCCGGAACGGUCGGCCUGCGGAAGCCGUGGCAUUUCCCCUUCACGGCCUCGUACUGGAAGGGCCUGUGUGGCCCCGUGGCCCAGGGGCAGUGCCCUCGGGGUCCCGGUCUGUUCUCCCCCCGCGAGAACGUCGGCCGCGCAGGGUCGUCACCACAACACGGGAAGGGGGAGAGGGAAGGGGGCGCCCCGGGCGUCACCCUGGUGUCGGUGACCAAGGAGUACCAGCCCCACCAGGCGGCCGUGCGAGACCUGACCCUCACCUUCCACAGAGACCAGAUCACCGCCCUGCUGGGGACCAACGGCGCCGGGAAGACCACUGUCAUGUCCCUGGUGACAGGGCUGCUUGCUCCCACGUCUGGGACCAUCCUUGUUGAUGGCAGGAACCUGCAGACAGACUUGUCCGCUGUCAGGAAGGAGCUGGGGGUGUGUCCUCAGCGGGACGUCCUGUUCGACAGGCUCACCGUCCGGGAGCACCUGCUACUCUUUGCGGCCAUCAAGUCCCCCCAGUGGACCUGGGCGGAGCGCCGGCAGCAAGUGGACAAGACCCUCCUGGACGUGGGGCUGACGCAGCACCGGCACAAGCAGGCCCGUGCCCUGUCCGGGGGCCUGAAGAGGAGGCUGUCCAUCGGCGCCGCGUUCCUCGGCUCCUCCAGGACUGUGGUGCUGGACGAGCCCACCAGCGGGGUGGACCCCUGCUCCCGGCGCAGCAUCUGGGACACCAUCCUCCGGUACCGCAAAGGUCGCACGAUCAUCUUCACCACCCAUCACCUGGACGAGGCGGAGGCGCUGAGUGACCGCGUGGCCGUCCUGCAGCGGGGCCGGCUCUGCCUCUGCGGCCCCCCCCUCUGCCUGACCGCAGCCCACAGCCAGGGCCUGAGCCUUGUGCUCACGAAGCAGCCUUCUGUUCUGGAGGUGGAGGACCCGAAGGACACAGCGCACACGACAGCCCUGAUACAGGCCUACAUCCCACAAGCGUUCCUCAAGGACAGCAGCGGGCACACGCUGAGCUACGCCAUCCCCCGGGACGCCGACCGAGCCGGCUUCAAGGGGCUCUUCCAGGCGCUGGAGCAGCACCAGCACCGCCUGCACCUGGCCGGCUUCGGGGUCUCAGACACCACCUUGGAGCAGCGGCUUCAGGAGGACGUGUCUUUGGUGCACGCGAAGGAGGGAACCCAGCCUGAGGUGGGGACCUGCCCCCGGCAUGGCGACGGCGCCCCUGCCAGCACCCUGACCCAGGUGUCCGCCCUGCUGACCAAGCGGCUGUGCGGCGCACGCCGGGCCUGGCGGGGCUCGCUCUGCGUCCUGCUGCUUCCUGUCCUCUUUGUGGCCUUGGCCAUGGGCCUGUUCAUGGUGAGGCCUCUGGCCGUCGACUACCCUCCCCUCCAGCUGACACCCGGCCACUACGGGGAAGCCGAAACCUACUUCUUCAGCAGUGAGAGCGAUGGCAUGGGGCUCACCCACGUGCUUCUGCGCCAGUUCGAAGACAAGGAGCUGCUCUGUGCCACCCCGAACCCGGACCUGACGAACUCCUCCUGUUGGCACACGGACCCCUUGUCUCGCCUGGAGGCCCAGGGUUCCUGCGGCUGCCUGACCUGUCCAAACGCAAGUGCCCGGGCCUCCUACCUGACCAACCGCCUGGGCCACACGCUGCUGAACCUCUCGGCUGUCUGCCUGGAGGAGUACCUGCUGCUGCCCAGUGAGAAACCCAGGCUCGGAGGCUGGUCUUUCGGAGCUCGAGCCCCGGAUCCAGGACACGGUGCUGAUUCGAGUGUGUCAGAGCCAAGAAACCUGGCAAAGGUGUGGUACAACCAGAAGGCCUUCCACUCCCUCCCCUCCUACCUGAACCACCUGAACAACGUCAUCCUGUGGAGGCUCCUGCCGCCUGGCGCGGACUGGAGACGGUAUGGAAUAACGCUCUACAGCCACCCCUACGGAGGGGCCUUGCUGAGCGAGGACAGGAUCCUGGAGGGCAUCCGGCAGUGCGGCGUCGCCCUCUGCAUCCUGCUGGGCUUCUCUGUCCUGUCCGCCUCCAUCGGGAGCUCCGUGGUCAGGGACAGGGUGACCGGCGCCAAGAGGCUGCAGCACAUCAGUGGCCUGGGCUACGGCGCCUACUGGCUCACCCACUUCCUGUUCGACAUGCUCUCUUACCUGGUCUCCGCUGGCCUCUGCGUCGUUGUCGUCGCCGCCUUCGGGCUGCCAGCCUUCACCUCCCGGGAGAACCUGGCGGCCACGGCCCUGCUGCUGGCGCUGUUUGGGUAUGCGACUCUCCCGUGGAUGUAUCUGAUGUCCAGGGUCUUCUCCAGCUCGGACGUCGCCUUCAUCGCCUACGUCUCGCUGAACUUCAUCCUGGGCCUCUGCACCAUGCUCAUGGCCACCAUGCCCCGGCUGCUGGCCAUUGUCGCCAAGGACCAGACCCUGCAGAACAUCUACAAGGUCCUCAAGUGGGCCUUCACUGUUUUCCCCCCGUUCUGCCUGGGCCAGGGGCUCAUCGAGCUCUGCUACAACCAGGUCAGGUUCGACCUGGCCCACAGCUUCGGUAUCGACGCCUACGCCAGCCCCUUCGAGACGGGCUUCCUGGGCUGGACGUUCGUGCAGCUGGCCUCGCAGGGCACCGUGCUCCUGCUCCUCAGGCUGAGCCUGCACUGGGACCUGGUGCGGAGGCCCAGGGGUCGCUCUGCCGUCCAAGGCACGGUCACGGCCUUCGAGGACAGGGACGUGGCAGAGGAGCAGACGCGGGUGUUGAAGGGAAGAACCGGUGGCGACCUCCUGGUGCUGUGCAACCUGAGCAAGAGCUACGGGGGCUUCUCCCGCAGGACGGCGGCCGUGCAGGACGUGAGCCUGGGCCUGCGCAGAGGGGAGUGCUUCGGGCUUCUGGGGGUGAACGGAGCCGGGAAGAGCACCACGUUCAAGAUGCUGAGCGGGGACGAGCCCCCGACCGCAGGCCACGCCGUGGUCAGGACGCCCGCGGGGGUGGACGCGCCUCUGUUCUCCGCCGCGGCGGCCGGCGUGCGCGUGGGCUACUGUCCGCAGCAGGACGCCCUGGACGAGCUGCUGACCGGCCGGGAGCACCUCCACUACUACUGCCGCCUGCGCGGGAUCCCCGCCCCGCACAUCCCGGAGGUGGCGGGGGACCUGGUGAGGCGCCUGCAGCUGGGAGCCCACGUGGACAAGCCCGUGGCCACCUACAGCAGGGGCACCCAGCGGAAGCUGUCCGUGGCCCUGGCCCUGCUGGGGAAGCCGGACCUCCUGCUGCUGGACGAGCCCAGCUCGGGGAUGGACCCCUGCUCGAAGCGGUCUCUGUGGGAAGCCAUAAGGAAGGAGGUCCAGGAGGGCUGUGCCGCGGUGCUGACCUCGCACAGCGUGGACGAGUGUGAGGCCCUCUGCGCCCGGCUCGCCAUCAUGGUCGGCGGCAGCUUCCGGUGCCUGGGGUCCCCCCAGCACGUCAGGGACAGGUUUGGGGACGGCUACACCGUCAGAGUGUGGGUCCCCGAGGAGGGAGGUCACCACGCCAUCUCCGGCUGCCUGGAGCUGCUUUUCCCCGGAGCCCGGCUUAAGGGACAGCGCCUCCCUUUGCUGGAGUUCCACGUGCCCAAGGGGUCGGGCCGCUUGGCCGACCUGCUGCAGGUUCUGGAGAACAGCAAGGCUGCGCUGAGCAUCCGGCGCUACGCCGUCGGCCAGGCCUCGCUGGAGCAGGUGUUUAUUGAUUUUGCUACUGAGCAGCAGCCGGCUCCAGGCCCGUCCCCCAAGGGCCGCCGGCCACCUCCCCUGCCUGUCUGA